Messenger RNA from Ictalurus furcatus (blue catfish), 3813 nucleotides. It is a transcript of the gene ttc8, whose product is annotated as tetratricopeptide repeat domain 8. The transcript is spliced from 14 exons. Lineage: Eukaryota; Metazoa; Chordata; Actinopteri; Siluriformes; Ictaluridae. Gene Ontology annotation, biological process: non-motile cilium assembly. Gene Ontology annotation, cellular component: ciliary basal body; non-motile cilium; BBSome. The record is from RefSeq and is a predicted model, not a curated record. Gene Ontology annotation, molecular function: protein binding. The coding region runs from base 88 to 1557 and encodes 489 amino acids.
GGGAGUAACGGGACGCCCAAGGUUCAGCUAAAUAGGCUUUAGCUAACUCAGCUAAGCUACGCUAAGAGCCAGCGAUUUGUAUGAUAAAUGGAAGUAACUGUAUCUAUGGAUCCUCUUUUUCUUGCAUGGAGCAAUUUUAGGAGACGGAAGUUCCAGAAAUGCUCGGAUCUUUGCACAAAGGUGUUGGAGGACAAUCCGUACGACCAGGCAGCUUGGAGCCUGAAGACAAGGGCUCUGACUGAGAUGGUGUACAUUGAUGAAGUGGAAGUUGACCAGGAGGGCAUUGCAGAAAUAAUGUUGGAUGAAAGUGCCAUUGCACAAGUGGCACGACCUGGAACGUCGCUGAGGCUCCCUGGAACAAGUCAUGGUGGAGGACCUACUCCAGCUGUCAGACCAGUGACCCAGUCAGGACGUCCCAUUACAGGAUUUGUAAGACCCAGCACUCAGUCUGGUCGACCAGGGACAAUGGAACAAGCCAUCAGAACACCUCGAACUGCAAAUACUGCCCGUCCGGUCACCAGUGCUUCUGGGAGAUUUGUCCGAUUGGGCACGGCUUCUAUGUUAACACAUCCGGAUGGACCAUUUAUAAACUUGUCCCGGUUAAAUUUGCCAAAGUAUGCACAGAAACCAAAUUUAUCCAAGAGCUUAUUUGAAUACAUCUUUCACCAUGAGAACGAUGUCAAAAAUGCUUUGGACCUAGCUGCACUCGCUACCGAGCACGCACAGUUCAAAGACUGGUGGUGGAAAGUCCAACUUGGGAAAUGUUAUUACAGGCUUGGUUUGUAUCGUGAAGCUGAGAAACAAUUCAGAUCAGCCCUCAAUCAUCAAGAGUUUGUAGAUACUUACCUCUACCUUGGGAAGGUAUAUCAGCGAUUGGACCAACCCAUAACUGCCCUGAACCUCUUUAAACAAGGCCUGGACCAUUUCCCAGGAGAAGUGACUUUGCUGACUGGGAUUGCUCGCAUUCAUGAGGAGAUGAACAACGUCACUUCAGCUACAGAGUAUUACAAAGAUGUCUUAAAGCAGGACAACACACAUGUGGAGGCCAUUGCCUGCAUAGGAAGCAACCAUUUCUAUACAGACCAGCCAGAGAUCGCCUUGCGUUUCUACAGACGGUUGCUACAGAUGGGUGUGUAUAACUGCCAACUUUACAAUAAUCUGGGCCUGUGCUGUUUUUAUGCUCAGCAGUAUGACAUGACUCUGUCCUCAUUUGAGAGAGCAUUAGCCCUGGUUUCCAGUGAUGAGGAACACGCUGACAUCUGGUAUAAUAUUGGACAUGUUGCAGUGGGUAUUGGUGACUUGACUUUAGCUUAUCAGUGCUUUAAACUAGCUUUGGCAUUUAACAAUGAUCAUGCUGAGGCUUACAACAACUUAGCAGUGCUGGAGCUACGCAAAGGACGCAUUGAGCAGGCAAAAGCCCUUUUGCAAACAGCUGCUUCUCUCGCGCCCCACAUGUAUGAACCACAUUUCAACUUCUCUGUACUGUCAGAUAAGUGUGGCAGGGUGCAUAAUCCUGCUGAAAGUGGUCACUGCCAUUUGGGAAUACCGUUACCAUGAAGGGGUAUACUUGGUCUGCAACAAUAUUUAGCUAUGUAGGACCCAAGAUUUCCCCGCAGAACAUUGCCCAGAGCAUCACACUUACUCCGCCACCUUGACUUCUUCCCAUACUGCAUCCUGGUGCCAUCUCUUCCUCAGGUAAGCGACGCACAUGCACAUGUUGUCCACAUGUAAAAGAAAACCUGAUUCAUCAGACCAGACCACCUUCUUCCAUUGCUCCAUGGUCCAGUUCUGAUGCUCAUGUGUCCAUUGUAGGCUCUUUCGGUGGUGGGCAGGGGUCAGCAUGGGCGCUCUGACCUGUCUGCAGCUACACAGCCCUGCACGCAGCAAUUUGUAAUGUACUGUGUGUUCUGACACCUUUCUAUCAUAGCCAGCAUUAACUUUUUUAGCAAUUUGCGCUACAGUAGCUCAUCUGUGGUAUUGGACCAGACUGGCUAGCCUUCACUCCCCACGCACAUCAGUUAGCCCUGAGCGCCCAUGACCCAGUUGUCCUUCCUUGGACCACUUUUGGAAGGGACUAACCACUGCAUACCUAGAACAUCGCACAAGACUUACCGUUUUUUUUUUUAGAUGUUCUGACCCAGUUGUCUAGCCAUCACAAUUUGGCCCAUAUCAAAGUCAAUCAGAUCCUUACGGUUGCCCAUUUUUCCUGCUUCCAACGUAGCAACUUCAAGAACUGACUUUUCACUUGCUGCCUAAUAUAUCCCACCCCUUGACAGGUGCCAUUGUAACUGUAUAAUGAAUUUUAUUCACUUCACCUGUCAGUGGUUUUAAUAUUAUGGCUGAUCAGUGUUUAUUAAUAGGAAAAUUUCAAUCCAUACUUUUUUCUAUGUGUAUCUGUGUUUUGUUUGAAAGGUGGGUGACCUUCAGAGUAGUUACAUGGCUGCCCAGAAGUCAGAGGAUGCUUUUCCAGAGCACGUGGACACUCAGCAGAUCCUAAAGACCCUCAGACAGCACUUUGCUGUGCUUUGAAUGUUUCAUUGCAGUAUUUUCACAUUAUGUGAAACAGCACAGCAGAGCAGGUUAUAAAACGUCAAAAAUGUCUACAGAGAUUAAAAUGUCUAGCUACUUUUCAUGUUUUUCUAGACAGAACAAAGAUGUAAAUUAUUUCAGGAACUAUUUUAAUAAGUCACAGUGUAUAAAUGCAGUUUUUAACUUAUAGCAUAUCUAUAAUAACUGGUAGAAAAAGUGGAUGCGGUUUUGUUUUGAAAAUAUUAUGUGAAAUGUAAACUUGUCUAUGUGUUUAGCAUUAAAAAUGCAGAGUUUAAGUAAAAUAGGGUUAUUUUACUAAUUUCAGUGUCAAGUUUUUGAACAUAAAAAAUGAGCAAUGAUUCUGUUUUAGUCUAUUAUUAUUAUUAUUAUUAUUAUUAUUAAUUCGAAAAACUUCACAUUUCUAUGCACACGGUCUAUGAACAAUUCUGCUGGGUUUUCCUCCACAUUCCUACUGCAGUUCCUAGAUGAUUACCACUGUGAACAGGGAAAUGAACAAAUGGCAGCAUGACUUGGAAGUGUGUAUCACAGAUUUUUUUUUUAAAUAAGAACAUCUAUUGUCAACAAGCACAAGCUAAUUAGUUGAUAAUUUCUUUGGAAAUUUUUAUUCUCAAUUUGCUUCAAAGUUUGUACAAAGUCAUAGCAGUUUGCUAACUACUCAGCAGCAUUAUUUUUCAGUUUUAAAGAGAGAAUAACAUCAUAAUCCUUUAGUCCUACAUAGUCUUACUGACUGCUCUGCUCUUGAGUGGGUAACAGACUAUGCACCAUGACUGCAUGUAGUCUAAUAAUGUAUGUGUACCUGGAAUAAAAGUAUCUAAAGUAAAAUCAAAUCUGAGACAUACUUCUAACUAAAAGCUUUUAUAUAUCAGACUGGUGCUUGCCAAAAUGUCCUAUUUCUCUCCAAACUAUGGGUACUCAGUCACUGUGCAACUUUUAGAUUUUUUAUAAUAUCAAUUUAAUUACAUUACUAAGUGCAACAGUUCUGUGUGAGAGAGUGAGUGAGUGAGCAAAGGAAUUGGUUACUUAAAAAAAAUUCAGAAUAUUAUUUAGUCUUUGAUGAAUUAUUAGCUGUUACUAACAGGCAAAAACAAAACAAAACAAAAAAAAGGUUAAUUGAGGAUUCUAGAGUGUUUUAUCUAUUUCCUUCUCACAGAUCCAUUUUAGUGGGUGUGAACAUGGUGCAUCAUUCCAGGCCUUCAUUGGAUUAUUGGUGGGAUACACAGCUGCGCAAUCCUCUAUAGUCAAAUCAUCAUUUGGCUCCCCGUC